UCUCGUGUGAUUUUUAGCCAACCAAGAAGAGUAAGACUAGGAAGCUUCGAGGGCACGUCAGCCAUGGACAUGGCCGUGUCGGAAAACACAGAAAGCAUCCUGGAGGUCGUGGUAAUGCUGGUGGCAUGCACCACCACAGAAUCAACUUUGACAAAUACCACCCAGGGUACUUUGGUAAAGUUGGUAUGAGGCACUAUCACUUGAAGAGGAACACCAUGUUCUGCCCAACCAUUAACCUGGACAAGCUGUGGACCCUGGUGAGUGAGCAGACCAGACUCAACUACGGCAAGAAGCCUGAUGGCCCAGCCCCCAUCAUCGAUGUUGUCCGUGCUGGCUACUUCAAAGUGCUUGGCAAAGGCAAGCUGCCCAAGCAGCCAGUCAUCGUCAAGGCGAAGUUCUUCAGCCGACGAGCAGAAGAAAAGAUCAAGGGCGUCGGAGGAGCUUGUGUUUUGACUGCAUAAGCACCUGUUGGUAUUUUGCAAAAUAAACUGUAUAAAAAGAA
Molecule: messenger RNA, 502 nt
Organism: Chanos chanos (milkfish)
Lineage: Eukaryota; Metazoa; Chordata; Actinopteri; Gonorynchiformes; Chanidae
Gene: rpl27a
Product: ribosomal protein L27a
Exons: 4
Coding region: 126-461 (111 amino acids)
Biological process (GO): translation
Cellular component (GO): ribosome; cytosolic large ribosomal subunit
Molecular function (GO): structural constituent of ribosome
Source: RefSeq, a predicted model, not a curated record